Molecule: messenger RNA, 3935 nt
Organism: Dreissena polymorpha
Lineage: Eukaryota; Metazoa; Mollusca; Bivalvia; Myida; Dreissenidae
Product: disheveled-associated activator of morphogenesis 1-like
Exons: 28
Coding region: 314-3490 (1058 amino acids)
Biological process (GO): actin cytoskeleton organization
Molecular function (GO): actin binding; small GTPase binding
Source: RefSeq, a predicted model, not a curated record
GAACAAUUUGCUUUUAUCAACAGGUGCAAUGGUUUGAAAUUACAGGCUUGCUUGAAACUAGGUAUUGACCAUAAUGUUUAUUCAACAAUAUUCCCAAAUAAGAUGUCGCCAAAUGUUGUUCAGUGAAUAACAGACUGAAUAAUUGUGUCAUGACCAUGUAAAGGACAGCAGAAAACAUUGUCAGUUUGAGUGGGAAUAACUGAAAUAUGGCAGCAUGAUCUGGAUUAUGCUCCAGUGCAUUUUGAUAUGAGUUAAAACCCAAGUCCACUGACCUUUGAUCACGUAGAAGUUCUUCAUAUAUAAGCCCACCAGGAUGCCUGCGCGGAAGGGUGGCUGGUGUUGUCUUGGGGGUCGACCGCCGGACAUCAAGUACGAGAUUGAGACAGGCACCGCCAUGAAAACCCUGGCCCUUGACAUCCCCAUGCCUCAGGAUGAAAAUGAGUUGAACAAAAUGUUUGCUGAAUUAGUGGAGGAGCUGGACCUUGACAAGCCCCAUCGUGAGGCCCUGUUCAGUAUGGACCCGCAGAAGAAGUGGCAGCUCUACUGUAGCAAGAAACAGGGGAUGAACGAUACCAACAGUCCAGGUUUCUACAUUGAGAGGAUAAAUGCCAUGGCCAGUAUUAUCAGUUAUGAUGAGGAAGAGCUACAACAAAGGGAGAAAACUGUGGAGAAUCUUAAAACAGCUCUGAGAACUCAGCCAGUGAGUUUUGUAGUGCGGUUCCUGGACCUUGAAGGCCUGGCCUGCCUGGAGAAGUUUCUCACCCUGAUGGACUACAGUGUGGCUGAGAGUAGUGUGCAUACCUCCAUCAUUGGCUGCUUCAAGGCCCUGAUGAACAGCUCGCAAGGGCGCAGUCACGUGCUGGCACAUCCCAACAGCAUCAAUGUGAUAGCCCAGAGUCUGCAUGUAGAGAAUGUCAAGACGAAGAUAGCGGUGCUCGAGAUACUCGGGGCAAUGUGCGUCGUGCCAGGUGGGCAUCGCAAAGUACUGGAGGCCAUGUUACACUAUCAGAAGUACGCAUGUGAACGUGUGCGAUUUCAGCGUCUGAUCAAUGACCUAGAUCGCAGCACGGGGGUGUACCGGGAGGAAGUGAAUCUGAAAACAGCCAUCAUGUCUUUCAUCAACGCUGUGAUCCGAUGUGGACCAGGAAAGGAUUAUUUAGAAUUUCGACUGCAUAUACGCUAUGAGUUCUUGAUGUUAGGAAUCCAGCCUGUCAUAGAGAAACUAAAACGCCAUGAUAACGCUACACUCACAAGACAUUUAGAUUACUUUGAAAUGACAAGAAAUGAAGAUGAAAAAGUACUGGCAAAAAAGUUUGAAGGUGCUCACAUAGAAACUAAAAGUGCCAGCAGCAUGUUUGAGCUGUUGCGCAAGAAGUUGUUCAUGUCGCCAGCCUAUGCCCAUCUGCUGUCUCUGCUGCAACACCUACUGCUCAUUCCAUACGCCAAUACUGAGUUCACGACUGGCAUGUGGUUGCUGAUAGACAAGAUCAUACAGCAGGUCGUGCUACAGAAGAACAACCAGGACUACGACUAUGAAACAUUAGAGAUCAAUGUGAAGAAAACCAUCCUUAUGCUUACAAAUGAAACCGACAUCAAGUCCUAUCAAGGAAAGCUCAGAGAUGUUGAAAAGGCCAAUGAAGACCUCCAAUCAAAGCUGACAAAGAAAGAACGUGAAGCGGAGGCUCGUAAUCAAGAGAAAGAGGAACUGUUGGACACUGUGAACAAGAUGAAGAGUAAGCUUGAGGAGAGUAAACAGCAGAUAGCUGAACUGGGGAAAUGUGUUGAAGAUCUUAAAUUGCAGCUAGAGGCAGAGAGGGGGGAGCGUGUGAAGCUGCAGCACCUGGUGAAUACGGGCAGUCUCCCGGACGAUGCCAAGAUGGGACUGUCCUCAAUGACGGUCCUUUCUGGGGGCUACCCUGCCAUGAUUACACCUUCCCCACCCUCAGGGAAAAUUCCCCCACCCCCUCCCCCACCUGGCAUGGGUCCACCACCCGCACCAGGAUUUGACACUACUGAUGGUGCUUUAGGUGCCCCUCCCCCGCCUGCUCCCCCACCGGGUAUGUUCGGACUCCCAGGCAGCGCUCAGCGUAAAAACGUGCCCAAGUCAAAACAGCCGCUGAAAUCCUUCAACUGGACCAAGCUCGAUGAUAAUCGUAUCAAGGGUUCCAUAUGGACUGAUAUAGAUGACACAAGUCUCUACCCACUGCUGGAUCUGGAGGAAUUUGAGAGAACAUUCUCAGCCUACCAGAAGAAGCAGGACGAAACAGACGAUGCCAAGACGCCCGGGAAAUCCCCGCCGAAGAACAAGGAGCUCUCAGUGAUUGAUGGCAGACGAGCACAGAACUGCACCAUCCUUCUGUCUAAACUCAAGAUCAGUAACCAGGAAAUCAAGUCUGCCGUUCUGAGUAUGGAUGAACAUGAAGACAUUCCUAAGGACAUGCUUGAACAGUUGUUGAAGUUUGUACCUACAUCAGAAGAGAUGCAAACGAUGGGAGAGCUAGGUGGGGAGGUCGAGAACCUGGCAAGGGCAGACAAGUUCCUCUAUGAGAUGGGCAUGGUGAGCCACUAUGAACAGAGGGUACAAGCUCUGUACUUCAAAAAGAAGUACCCCGACAGAAUGGCCGAUGUGAAACCAAGAAUUGAAGCUGUGUUGGAAGGCUCCAAACAACUUACAAAAAGCCGUCGACUAAAGAAACUUCUAGAAAUUGUGCUUGCCAUGGGAAACUACAUGAAUAGGGGCCAGCGGGGAAACGCUAGGGGCUUCACAAUCUCAUCCCUAACCAAUCUGGUGGAUACGAAAUCUAGCAUCAACAAACAUGUCACCUUAUUACAUUAUUUAGUGGACGUGGUAGAAAAACGAUUCCCAGAUGUCUUGAAGAUUGGGACCGAUCUCAGUUUUGUAGGGACUGCUUGCAAAGUAAAUUUCUCAGAGCUCGACAAAGAGUUAGGAACGAUACGGACGGGGUUAAAGGACAUUGAGAAGGAGUUGAGCUACUUUGAGGAGCGAGGGUCCACGACCCCAGGGGACAGGUUCCUCUCGGUAAUGAAACAAUUUAUCACCGUGGCAACGUACAGCUUCUCUGAAGUGGAGGAAAACUACGUAGAAAUGAAACAGAAGUUUGAAACCUGUCAGAAGUGUUUUGGUAUUGCCGAGUCUGGCCAACCAGAUGAGUUCUUUGGUGUGUUUGACGCCUUCCUUGUGGCUAUGAAUGACGCUCGAGUAGAGAAUGAGAAAAUACGCAAAAUGAAGGAGGAGGAAGAGAAACGAGCACAUCUUGAAGAGAAGCUGAAGAAAGAGCGUGAACUGAGGUUGACAAAGAAGGCAGGCACUAUGAACGGGCAAGUGAACGGAAGCGAUAAAGGUGAGUUUGACGACCUUGUCUCGGCUUUGAGAACAGGCGACAUAUUCGGUGAAGAAAUGGCCAAAAUGAAGAGAAACAAGAAGCGAAUCUCCGCGCAAGUGAAUACGUCAAGGGAACGAGUGAAUUGAGCAACUGGCAGGAUUUCCGUAAGUCAAAACACUGCCAAGUGAGUUGAGAGACUGCUUGCCAGGACAACACAAUGACGAUGAGUGAAUUGAACACUGUCUUGGAUUGCUUUCCAGGAUUUCCACAACUCAACAAAUAGAAAUGAGUGAAUUGAACAAGGUAUUGGAAGGAUUUCUGAAAUUCAACACAUUGACGAUUAGUGAAUUGAACAAUGUCUUGGAUUGCUUUCCGGGAUUUCCACAGUCAACAAAUAGACAAUGAGUGAAUUGAACAAGGUCUUGGAAGAAUUUCUGAAAUUUAACACAUUGACGAUGAGUGCAUUGAACAAUGUCUUGGAUUGCUUGCUAGGAUUUCCCCAAGUAAACACACUCACAGUGAGUGACCUGAACAAGGUCUUGGAAGGAUUUCUGAAAGUCAAUACCUCUUGAGUAUUAGUCUAUUGAAGGA